Messenger RNA from Microthlaspi erraticum, 2205 nucleotides. NCBI's taxonomy places the organism in Eukaryota, Viridiplantae, Streptophyta, Magnoliopsida, Brassicales, Brassicaceae. The record is from the annotation of a GenBank genome assembly.
AUGAAACUCACCACGAACGAUCUCUUGGCUUCUCAUCCAUCAUUUCACUGCCCCUGCCACUCUCGUCCUCGUCGCCGCAGUAAUUUCCAUGGCCUUCAUCUUCCGAUCAACGUCACUAGAAAGAGAAUUUCUCUUUCCGUCGCGGCUCUUUCUGAUUCCGAUCCUCCAUCCCGAACCGCCUUCUCUCGCCGCGCUAUUCUCCUCGCGCCGCCACUCCUCUCCGCCGCUGCUUCCUUGUUUCUAAAGCCGUCUCUCUCUUUAGCCUCUGAGGAGAGCUCUUCCGCCACUGUGACUUCGCCUACGGAAUCAGCAGCUCCUCCGACUGCUCCACCGCCGCCUAAGGAAGAGACUAUAACAUCGAGAAUCUAUGACGCGACGGCGAUUGGUGAGCCGAUGGCGAUUGGGAAAGAUAAGAACAAAGUGUGGGAGAAGCUGAUGAAUGCGAGGGUUGUGUACCUCGGCGAGGCGGAGCAAGUGCCUACCAAAGACGACAAGGAACUUGAACUCCAAAUCGUUAGAAACCUGAGGAAGAGAUGCGUCGAGAGCGAGCGUCAAUUCUCUGUGGCACUCGAAGCUUUCCCUCUCGAUUUGCAGGACCAGCUUAAUCAGUUCAUGGAUAAAAGGAUUGACGGAGAGACGUUGAAGUCUUAUGUGGCAGAUUGGCCAGCGCAACGCUGGCAAGAAUAUGAGCCUCUUUUGACUUAUUGUCGUGAUAACUCGGUUAGGCUAAUUGCUUGUGGCACUCCUCUCAAGGUUUUAAGAACUGUCCAAGCAGAGGGUAUCCGCGGUCUAUCAAAGGCUGAGCGUAAAUUAUACACUCCACCUGCUGGUUCUGGGUUCAUCUCAGGAUUUUCUUCGUUUUCACGUAGAUCUACAUUCGAUACGAGCCUCCCAACGCAGAUUGUUCCGUUUGGACCAAGCUCUUAUUUGUCAGCGCAAGCAAGAGUUGUGGAAGACCAUACAAUGUCACAAGUUAUUUUACAAGCAGUGGCAGAUGGAGGUGGGACUGGUCUACUAUUGGUGGUGACAGGGGCGAGUCAUGUUGAGUAUGGCUCGAGAGGGACGGGGUUGCCAGCAAGGAUCUCAAGGAAGUUCCCGAAGAAAAACCAAGUCGUUGUGUUACUAGACCCUGAAAGACAGUACCUGAGAAGAGAGGGCGAGAGUCCAGUUGCUGAUUUCUUGUGGUAUUCCGCAGCUAGACCCUGCAGUAGAAACUGCUUUGACCGAGCAGAGAUCGCUCGAGUAAUGAAUGCAGCUGGCAGGAGGCGAGAUGCUCUUCCACAGGAUAUUCAAAAUGGAUUGGACCUUGGUUUGGUGUCACCUGAGGUUCUGCAGAAUUUAUUUGAUUUGGAGCAGUACCCUCUUAUUUCUGAGCUUGCUCAGCGGUUCCAGGGUUUCAGAGAAAGGUUGUUGGCUGAUCCGAAAUUCCUGAAUAGGUUAGCUAUUGAAGAGGCGAUAUCAAUAACAACCACACUUCUAGCACAAUAUGAGAAGAGAAAAGAGAAUUUCUUUGAAGAAAUCGACUAUGUUAUAACGGAUACAGUGAGAGGAUCAGUUGUUGAUUUCUUCACAGUUUGGCUUCCUGCACCGACCUUGUCUUUUCUCUCAUAUGCUGAUGAGACCACUGGACCAGACAGCAUAGACGCCCUGAGAAGCCUCCUAGGAUCCAUACCUGACAAUGCGUUUCAGAAAAGUCUCGCUGGAAGAGAUUGGACGCUGAAUCUUAGAGUUGCUGCAGUUGUUGUUGGUGGCUUGAAGCUUGCUGGCGUUGGAGUCGUUUCCAGUUUCGCAGCUGUGGGAGCUUCAAAUGCAUUGAAUGCUGUUAGAAAAUUCAUUAAACCAGAGCUGGUUGUUGCUCAGAAACCUAAGAGAUCUCCUCUUCUGAAGACGGCAAUGGUUUAUGGAGGUUUUCUGGGAACAUCUGCAAAUCUUCGUUACCAGAUAAUUGCUGGAUUAAUAGAGCAUCGCAUAUCUGAUGAGCUUUCUUCUCAACCUCUACUUGUAAAUGUGAUUUCAUUUGUUGUGAGGACACUUAACUCAUAUUUUGGAACACAGCAAUGGAUUGAUCUUGCGCGCUCUACGGGUCUACAGACUCAGAAAAGCAUCCUAGCCUCUGAGGAAAUUACGGAGCCGUUGGAAGAAUCUACUACGGUGGAGAGUAAAGCUACGGAAGAGGAAAGUAUUGACAAGCUCGAUAAUCAAUGA